Molecule: messenger RNA, 2298 nt
Organism: Orbicella faveolata
Lineage: Eukaryota; Metazoa; Cnidaria; Anthozoa; Scleractinia; Merulinidae
Source: RefSeq, a predicted model, not a curated record
AACUGAUGGGUUAUUACAGUACGGAUGGUCCACAAAAGGUUCAUAAAUUGAUGUAAAUAUCUCCUGUUUACAUGCUUGUAUGUUUUUUAGGUCACUGUCAAAUGUGCCCCAAGAUCAUUUCAAUGAGGUAACAAGCUUUUCAAUGUGAUGAAAACUUGGUGUUUAUUCCAAAAAAUGCAGAGAGUUUCUACCGACAUAUAUAGGCUACUGCUAAUUGAUUUGGUUGCAUUUCCAUGUUCAUGCAAUUUAUUUUUCUUUCGGAUGAUUUUAGUUUUACAGAUUUACUAGCUAGCAUACAGUUCAUGUAAAAUACACUGUAACAUAGUGAAUGCCAUGAUGAUAUGAAAAAUUGAUGUAGACUGUAAAAUUACCAGGAAGUCAAUUAAAAGAAAAAAUCAGAGCAUGGAAAAGAUCAGGAGCAUGUAAAACAAAAAUCAGGAAAGAGAUGCAAGUAACAGAGUAGUCCAGGAGGACUGUCUAUGGAAACUGCUGAUGGAGCUUUUAAAAAAUGGUAAAAUAAACCCACGUUAUCUUUUGUAGGUGUGGCUCCGAUUGUUUCUCACUUAAUUUAACGCGCCAGAGCAAUUAUUAGCGGCAUGUAAUAUAUUGUAGCUGUGAAAAGUGUAUAAGAAACCGUUAAAACGUAAAAGAACCAGUGAUGAAUAACUAGCCUUAGUGACCCAUGUGCCCCCUCUUCCCUCAAGAGAAUGUGUAAAAAUGUUCUAUACCCUGAUUAAAUAACCUUACAACAUCCAAUUCUUGCUUUACAGGAUGGCAGUACCAUUACUGAAAUAGAAAUGGUUGGGGCCUGCACGAGAAGUAGAAGUGUUAUCAGGGAAAGUGAAGGUGAUUUAUCACCAAAAUCAACUUCAUCCGUUUUUCAACAGGUUGAUACUAGCCCAGUUCAGUCACCAGAUGCUAAAAGAUCUAAGGGAGAAAGAAACGUGGAGGAAUUUGACUUUGUGCGUAGAGCAAUAUGUUUCGAAAGCAAGGAGGGCACUGUAGCAAUAGAAUGUAAAGUAGACUUCGUGGAGAUAGUUGACAGUAAUGAUGAAAGUAUCAGUAGCGAUGAAAGCGAAAUAACCAGUGGUCAUGAAAGUGACAUCGAAGAGGGGCAGGAGGAUUCUGAGCAGGAAUCUAACAAAUAUUACGAAGACGACAAGCGUGUCCCAUACCAUGAGAAAGGAAUAAGCUCUGCAUGUUCAAGUGAAGAGGCUGUCGACAUUUUAAUGAGAGUAAAAGAGCCCGUCUGUACCGAAGUGCCACUUCAGGUUAUGGAAAACGCCUCGUUUUUGGUUGACGUAGACGCCCUUGUCCAUCCGGAUGAUUGUAAAGCUGACGAUCUUGGCAAGUGGACUCAUACUGGUUCUCCAAAAAGCUACAUUUCCGUUGACCGCAACGUGAGGGGGGACAUCUUGGAUCUGAAGAUAACAAGGCAAAAGAGAAACGACACCGACUUCAUAAUGGUUGUCAAACGCUGUCUUCAUCAUGACAAAGAAGCUAAAUACCGCAAGAGGUUAUCCUUCUUGUACGGCAGCAAGUGGCAAAGGCACCGACUUGUCUUGCUUCAGUACUUUUAUGCAGAGGAGGAAGUGCAACUGAAACUUAAACAGCAUGGAAACUCUAAAAACAGCAACGAGCCCUAUGUGCGAACAAGACCAAGCGCCAUUCAAGAACUGAAGGAAACUGUAUCAUCAGGGAAAUGGCAACCCAGGGAGGUCUUUUUCGAAUCAGUUCGUCGACAAGGGGAGUUGGAAUUCUGUCGUUCCAAAAGUGAGCUGCCGCGAAAUGCAAAACAAGUGAGUAACGCAUUAACUUCGUCUACAACCUCCUUUGAGCCUUCCACCAACCAAAGUAGAGAUUUCUUGCUAGAGGCGAUGGAGAAGUGCAAGAGCAAAGAUGGCCUCGUUAGAGAAGUUGUUGGUGCGCCAGAACUUGCUAUUUGCUGUGGUUCGUAGAAUAGCAACAAAUUUACGUUUUCACGGUUCGCCGGAGAUUUGACAGUUGUCAUGGCAACAUCAGAAUCGAGAUCGUGUGUUGGUGGGAUUUUACUUGGGGAAUCAUUCUAGACUGGCGCUGCUACCAACAUGUGCUGGUUUUAUUUCUGCGUAGUUUUGAGAUUUCGCAGCCCAGCAAAUUGUCAAAAUCAGUGCUAGAUCAAUUCCGUUCGAGCAAAGACGUAGAAGAAAUCGAGUCUAUCAACACUGCCAACAUAAGAUAUCAUGGACGCGACGGUUCAAGCUGUAAUUGAGCGUCAACAAGCUACAAUGCUUGAGAAGUUGUCGACCAUCUUCGACA